AUGAAUGGGUGUGGCAGCAUAUUUGCUCAGCAGGGCGUUCUGAAGGGUCACAUCCGACCACGCACAAGAGGGAAAUCUUGUUCAUCCAAGGAUCCCGGUUGUUGGAGAAGAUUUAGACAUUCACCGCAUCGACGUUGGCAUCGCCGACUCUAUAACAAGGAAAUCCUGCCAUAUGAUAUCGAUGGGUGUCCCAAGAGGUUUCUCAAACUGAAAACCUUGCAAGACCAUCAACAGGAAUCGUACAACCAAGGAAAGACCCCUAAUCGCACCGACAACUACUCGCCGGACGAUGGCCAGCCUCCCGCCACUCCUCAGCUCUCCCCGAUGACCUCUUCGCCUCACGAUCCGGAUGAUAUGGACCUGGAUUCCCAGGAUGAUUAUCGGAAUCGGUCGCGCUAUUUAGCCGGCCUUCCAGAUAAGCGACGUGAGAUCCCAACCAGUGUCCCUGGUUAUUAUCAUGGUAUCUUCAAGCAGACUCAGCUAGUUUUUCAAGAAGAUGCUGUGACUCAACAGACGUACGGUGUCAGCAGAACAGGGCACCCAGGUGUUGUCAUGAUGACUGUGCCGGCCCAAGAUGAACUAUCAGAACCGUUCCAACAACUUUCAAAUAUUGGACGGAGCGCAAAAACAGACUAG
Fusarium mangiferae is the source of this 636-nucleotide messenger RNA. RefSeq lists its product as uncharacterized. Lineage: Eukaryota; Fungi; Ascomycota; Sordariomycetes; Hypocreales; Nectriaceae. Bases 1 to 636 code for a protein of 211 amino acids. The record is from RefSeq and is a predicted model, not a curated record. The transcript has 4 exons.